AUGCGACUGUGCAAUGCAGAAUUUGCAGACGCCCAGUUGCUAGAUCAGGGCAUUUCCGUAGACAAUGCGCAGGCUAUCGCUAUUGUAGAGUCAAAUACAAUGUUUGGCGAUGAGCACUUCGUGGUCCCUCUACCAUGGAAGAAGAGUGUCAAUACCGGUAUGAGGAAAUACGUGUCAGCGCUCAUGAGGUUGAACGGCUUGAAGCGGCGCUUAAUUAAUGACGAAGCGUUACGGUUCCGUUACGCACAGACGAUGAAGACGAUUACAGAGAAGGAAUAUACCGUCUCAGUCCCAGAGGAACAGUUAUACUGCGGCUCAUCCGCGUUGGCACCUGCACAUCAUGCCAUACUGAACCCACAAAAGACGGAAAACUUGCGUAUAGCUUUGGAUUGCGCGGUCAAGCACAAGGAGCAUUCUUUGAAUGACAUGCUUUAUCAAGGUUCAGAUACCACUGCGAAUUUAGUGGGUAUACUUUUGCGAUUCCGUGGAAAACGUGUAACUGUUAUAUCUGACAUGGAAGAGAUGUUUAUGCGAGUGAGAGUGCCAAAAACUGGUAGAGUUGCUUUGAGGUUUCUCCGGUGGCCACAGGGUGACCAUCUAAAGGAUCCUGAGGAAUGCCAAAUGACAGCUUACCCGUUCGGUGCAACUUCUUUACCGUUUUGUGCUAAUUUUACCUUGAAGAGGGAUUCAAGAGAAUUCAGCAGUGGUUAUGGGCCUCUGAUGUUAAAAGCCAUAGAAGAAACAUUUUACGUUGUCGACCGUUUUGCCUCGUUCACGACAUGUGACGGGGCCGUACGUUUUUGCGAAGAAAAUCACGGAACUAUUGGAACGAUGUGGUUUUAA
Echinostoma caproni is the source of this 843-nucleotide messenger RNA. The record is from the annotation of a GenBank genome assembly. NCBI's taxonomy places the organism in Eukaryota, Metazoa, Platyhelminthes, Trematoda, Plagiorchiida, Echinostomatidae.